Carlito syrichta (Philippine tarsier) is the source of this 2223-nucleotide messenger RNA. It is a transcript of the gene CBX1, whose product is annotated as chromobox 1. Gene Ontology annotation, molecular function: chromatin binding. The transcript has 5 exons. The record is from RefSeq and is a predicted model, not a curated record. NCBI's taxonomy places the organism in Eukaryota, Metazoa, Chordata, Mammalia, Primates, Tarsiidae. Gene Ontology annotation, biological process: chromatin organization; negative regulation of transcription by RNA polymerase II. The coding region runs from base 282 to 839 and encodes 185 amino acids. Gene Ontology annotation, cellular component: pericentric heterochromatin; nucleus.
AUGCCGUGCGGCGGGUCGUCGCACUUGCGCGGUGCGGGCGGCGGGCCCCGCAGAGUGCGAGCUUCUUUUGUUCGGCUGAGGGGAGGGCCGUUGGACCGGGCCUGCGGUACGUCGCUUUAGUUAGGAGCUUCUUCGCGGCCACCCGGCUUGCUUCCUUCUCGGGUGCCACUCCCCCGGCCGGCCCGACGCGACGCGCCAGUAGCGCGGCACCGAUUCCUCUCGGGCUCCUGGGCGCUGCUCUGAGCAGCGUCACCCUUUACACCAGAAAGCUGGCGGGCACUAUGGGGAAAAAGCAAAACAAGAAGAAAGUGGAGGAGGUGCUAGAAGAAGAGGAAGAAGAAUAUGUGGUGGAAAAAGUUCUUGACCGUCGAGUGGUGAAGGGCAAAGUGGAGUACCUCCUCAAGUGGAAGGGUUUCUCCGAUGAGGAUAACACGUGGGAACCUGAAGAGAACCUGGAUUGCCCUGACCUCAUUGCUGAGUUUCUACAGUCACAGAAAACAGCACAUGAGACAGACAAAUCUGAAGGAGGCAAGCGCAAAGCUGAUUCUGAUUCUGAAGACAAGGGAGAGGAGAGCAAACCAAAGAAGAAGAAAGAAGAGUCAGAAAAGCCACGGGGCUUUGCUCGGGGUUUGGAGCCAGAGCGGAUUAUUGGAGCCACAGACUCCAGUGGAGAGCUCAUGUUCCUGAUGAAAUGGAAAAACUCUGAUGAGGCUGACCUGGUCCCUGCCAAGGAAGCCAAUGUCAAGUGCCCACAGGUUGUCAUAUCCUUCUACGAGGAAAGGCUGACGUGGCAUUCCUACCCCUCAGAGGAUGAUGACAAAAAAGAUGACAAGAAUUAACUCUCCUGAGUACCAGCCCCUGUCACAACUGACUGUGGGUUUCAAGUGGGAAGGGAAGGAGUUCUACUUGUCUUGACACCAUAGAGGUGGCUUGAGAAGAUGUCCUUUGAAGAGCCAGUAUAGUUUCUGUGCCCUGCAGCAGCCCAAGUGCUUUAAAGCCGUUCCAAGCUGUAUAGUUUGCACACCCGUCCCAGUGGAGGGAAGGGGGAAAGUUUCAAGGCAACCCGUUCUGCACUUUGCUGAGAAAAGCAAAGGACCUUCUAGGAAGGACAAAACUUGCAGAAUUGGGUGUGUGGGAGAGCAAAAAGAUACUGUGGAUCUUCAAAGUGCAUCUCCACAACCCACAGCCUUCUUCCCAAUAGUGUUAACUUUGCAUUUUACAGCGUAGCAUGUGUGUAGUUUUUGGCUAUUACUGGUGUAUUAUUUGGGGGUGGGAGGGUUGGGAUGGGGAAGAAGGGAGAUGGGUAGGAUCAUUUUGGUUAAAAUUUGGAACCUGAUUGGGGAAAUGGUGAAACAAUGGAAAGAAAAAACAACUAAUGAUUUGUUUCUGUAUCCAGAAUAUUUUACCUUUGCAAAAACUGUUAUUGGCAUCAUAAAUGAGGACUGUGAGAGACUGUUUAAAAGCUGUGAAUGCCUGAAACUUUAAGCCAAGGUGUUCCCUGCCUGAACUUAAUGCUGUUCUUCACAAAGGACUAAGCCAGUCAUAAGUUACCAAAGCUGCCAUUUUGGAGAUGGAAACUGACUGAGGAGGGAAAGUCUUUUCUUGGAGCAUAUACACAGGCAGAUCAUUCUGUCGUAGAGGUGCUAAUUCCUGAAAUUAGGCAAGAAGACCCUUUCUUUUCCAGUUCUAAAGUUAUAAAUAUCAGCUUGUCCAUUCAAGCCACUGGCUGAGGUGUUGGGGAAGGGGAGGAGGGUGGCAUAGGAGAGUGAGGAAGGACAAGGGCCCAUGCUCUUGGGAUGAAGAACUCUUGGAGCCUCUCUUUUUUGAACUUUGAACUCUGAAACCAUUGGUGGCAGGGUUCAGUCACCGACAGCACAAGUUUCAUUGAAUUAAUUCAAGGGUUGAAUUAUUUCAAAAGCCUUGGUCUCAGGAGAAGAUUAAAUUUUCAUACUGGGGCAGUGGUUCACUUUAAAACACAUACACACACACACAAAAAAAAACCAUUUUUUAAGAAAUCCUAAGAGUUAAACGAUACCCAAAAUGCUCUGUGUCUUGAGUCCUGAGAUCUAUCAGUUCUUGGUAUUGUCUAGACCUGCAUCUAGAGCUACAUUGUAAAGUCGUUUAGGCAUGUGUUAGGUUUCUGUGAAAACUUUGUUUAAAUGUAAACUUCAUAUCAUACUGUCAGUUUAUGUCUUAAUAAAACUAUAGAUUUAUAAUCCCUGA